Alexandromys fortis (reed vole) is the source of this 1254-nucleotide messenger RNA. It is a transcript of the gene Tmem179, whose product is annotated as transmembrane protein 179. The transcript is spliced from 4 exons. The coding region runs from base 118 to 819 and encodes 233 amino acids. The record is from RefSeq and is a predicted model, not a curated record. Lineage: Eukaryota; Metazoa; Chordata; Mammalia; Rodentia; Cricetidae.
ACUGCGCAUCCUCCCACGCGGUUCGGGCCAGGCCUGUGCAGUGCCGGUGACUCGCAGCCCCCGGCUCCCGGCGCGGUCGCCUUCCCGGCUCGCGGCCUCUCCGGCCGUGGCACCACCAUGGCGCUCAACAAUUUUCUCUUCGCGCAGUGCGUCUGCUACUUUUUGGCCUUCCUGUUCAGCUUCGUGGUGGUGGUGCCGCUGUCGGAGAAUGGCCAUGACUUUCGGGGCCGUUGCCUGCUUUUUACCGAGGGUAUGUGGCUGAGCGCCAACCUGACGAUGCAGGGGCGGGAGCGCUUCACCGUGCAGGAGUGGGGCCCGCCAGCCGCCUGCCGCUUCAGCCUGCUUGCCAGCCUCCUGUCGCUGCUGCUGGCCGCCGCGCACGCAUGGCGCACGCUCUUCUUCCUCUGCAAGGGACAUGAGGGCACCUUCUUCUAUGCCUUCCUGAACCUCCUGUUCAGUGCCUUUGUGGUCUUCCUGGUCUUCAUUGCCAGCACCAUCGUCAGUGUGGGCUUCACCAUGUGGUGUGACGCCAUCACGGAGAAGGGCACUGUGCCCCACAGCUGUAAGAAGUUCCAGGACGUGGACUUGGAGCUGAACGUGGACAACUCUGCCUUCUAUGACCAGUUUGUUAUCGCCCAGUUUGGUCUGUGGGCCUCGUGGUUGGCUUGGCUGGCGAUCACCACCCUGGCGUUCCUGAAGGUUUACCACAACUACCGCCAGGAAGACCUGCUGGACAGCCUGGUUCAUGAGAAGGAGCUGUUGCUGGCCAGGCCAGCCUCUCGUACCUCCUUCCAGGGGGAGAAGAGUGCUGUCAUCUAGGCUGUGCAAGGGUGGCCCCCUUUCCUGAGGCCUGCACUGAGGGGUGGCUGGGGCCCCACCCAGGCUGGCCAGUGCAGCUCCGCAUGUGUCUCUUGGCCCCGCCCACCGUGAGCAGAGCACUUGUGUUCCCAUGGAGAGCCUGACAGUGAUGGCACAGAGACCCAGAGACUUGGGGUUGGGGUGCCUUCUGCUUCUUGUCCUGGCCUUGAUUAGUGUGAUCCCUACUCUGCCUCUGUGUGACCAUUGGCCCAUAUAUGUGCAUGUAUGAUAGCAUGUGUGUAGAUGGGAGUGUGACUGCAGAACAGAGCUGAUGGUGCUGGGAUUGCAGCCUCCUUGCACCACCACAGGCUCCAGCACACCCAAGUCCCUGCCCUUCCCAGAGGAGGCCAUCUUUCCAUUCUAUAGCAUCUUCAGCAAAGGUCCCCAGAAGGCACU